CGGCAGUUUUAUACGAGAUUCACCAAGUAUGAUCUGUUUGCUUCUUAUGCACGUGCAUUAAGAAAAUGGUACAAAAAUCUGCAAAGUUUCGCAGUAAAUUGAGGAAGGCUGCCGUGACUGGACCCAAAACUCUAUCAGAUGUCUCAUGGAAACAGGUGAAACUUAGCGGUCCAGUAAUAUCAGACGAUGGUGCCGAUCUAGCUGGAUUAAUUGGACUAGAGAUUUUGGAAAGCUACGAUAAAACUCUGGUUACAAAAGAGAAGAGAAAGAAACUCACGAAAGAUCCCAUAUUAAGCGACGAUGACGACGAACAAGAUUUACCUAAAGAACAGAAUACGAAGCGCCGAAAAAUUGAUUUGGAAAGUGAUAGCGAUGAUGACAAAGGCAAGUGUCGCAAAGCAAAGAAAAAGGUGAAUCAAGUCAAAAUGUCGGAAGAGGAUUUUGAUAGUAAAAUCUUAAUCCGAAAGCUAGUUAAUGAGAGCGACAACUGUGAGAAUGCUUCAAGUCCUGGCAGGUUUGUUUUAUUGAAAAAAAUUGGGAAUGAAAGAAAUGAACAAAAACCGGCAAAGAAAAAAAGCAAUAAGAAAAAAAUCAGUGAAACAGCGGAUAAUGACAGAAAAAACAGUAAGAAUUUCUCUUCCGUAGAAUAUUUUAAAUGGACUGAACUUGGCGUUACUGAGCCGAUUGUUCAUGCUCUCGCCGACAAAUGUUUUCGUAACCCAACAGAAAUUCAAACUCUGUCAAUACCCGCUGCUGUCAUGGGUAAACGGGACCUGCUCGGUGCAGCAGAAACAGGAAGUGGUAAAACUUUGGCGUUUGGGAUUCCUCUGUUAGAAGGAAUUCUUAAAUUGAAAGCAUCCGGAAAGGAAGAACCACUUUUGAAACCGAACAACGAAAAAAACUGCCGCAGCAAGGACAGCGAAGAGCACGAACUAACGCCACCACCUGAAGAAAUGGAAUACUAUCCAGAACUAGAUGGUGUUACUGCAAAAUUAAAUAAACCACAGGACAUGGGCAAACCCCUAUAUGCUUUGAUUUUAACUCCGACACGAGAGCUUGCCGUCCAAGUCCAUAAUCACCUGAAAACUGUCGCCAAGUACACAGAUAUUAAAAUGGCCACUGUGUUUGGUGGGUUGGCGGCUGUGAAGCAAGAGAGAAUGCUGAAAAAAUGUCCUGAAAUAGUGAUCGCAACUCCUGGUCGUCUUUGGGAGCUCAUACAAAGCGGAAAUUCGCAUCUUAGUAAAGUUUGUACAAUUCGCUUUCUUGUAAUCGACGAAACCGAUCGUAUGCUCGAAAAAGGACACUUUGAUGAACUGAAACAAUUACUGGAAAUGAUCAACCAAAACCAAGAAGCCAAGCAGCGCAGGCAAAAUUUUGUGUUUUCUGCUACACUUACCUUCGAUCAUGAUUUACCUGAACACAUGAUCGCGAAAGCUAAAAAGAACAACAAAUCAAGCAAUUUAAAGGAAACACCUGGCCAGCGGUUAAAUAAUCUUGUACAGAUAAUUGGAAUGACAAAUCCUAAGGUGGUGGAUAUUACACAGCAACAUGGUACCGCCCACAGUCUUAUCGAAUCAAGGAUUUUGUGUAAAUCAGAUCAAAAAGAUUUUUACCUAUUUUAUUUCCUCAAGAGACAUCCGGGACGGACAUUAGUCUUUUGUAACUCGAUUGAUUGUGUUAAAAGAUUGGUGUCACUUUUCGGAUAUCUGAAUUGUGAUCCCCUUAGUCUAUUUGGAUCAAUGCAGCAGCGGCAACGGUUGAAAAAUCUCGAACGAUUCACUCAGAAUUCAGCAGCUCUGCUGAUAGCAACAGAUGUCGCAGCUCGCGGUCUGGACAUUCCUAAUGUAGACCACGUGAUUCACUACCAGGUGCCUAGAACAACUGAAAACUAUGUUCAUCGCUCGGGAAGAACGGCUCGUGCUAGCAAGGAAGGCAUCACAGUUCUAUUCAUCGGCGCAGAUGAAGUGAAGGAUUAUGUCAAGCUCAACCAGUCUUUGGGCAGAACGGAAGAUUUGCCUAUGUAUCCAACGUCAGAGAGAAUGAUGAAGCAGAUCAGACAGCGAGUUAAUCUGGCAAGAGAUAUCGAACGAAUGGAUUUGCAUCAGCGGAGAAACAACGAGAGCCAAAACUGGGAGGAUAAGGUGGCGAAAGAGUUCAUGAGUGAUUCUGAUUUGGAUAGCGAGCAGGAAGAAGAACGUAAACUGUUGAAGAGUAAAGAAAAGCGACAAAUGAAGGCCAGGCGAUUAGAGUUAAGUCGUCUACUCGCCACACCAAUUGUGAUGGAUCGAGUAGAAAUGAAAUUUCCUGCAUCGACUACAAUUGAUCUUCCUGUCGAGAAAGAACAGUCAGCGAUUACCCUGGUUAGGAAGGUAGUACAGGAGAACAUCAAAUUUAAAAAACAAAGAAACAAGAAGAGGAAGUUUAGCGACUAAUUGUAUCAAAAAUAAUAUGUAUAAUUAUUUUGUUAAAAUAAAUAUCAAAACAGUCGAAAAUGUC
Messenger RNA from Wyeomyia smithii (pitcher-plant mosquito), 2496 nucleotides. Its product is annotated as ATP-dependent RNA helicase ddx24. Lineage: Eukaryota; Metazoa; Arthropoda; Insecta; Diptera; Culicidae. The transcript is spliced from 6 exons. Gene Ontology annotation, cellular component: nucleolus. The record is from RefSeq and is a predicted model, not a curated record. Gene Ontology annotation, molecular function: RNA helicase activity; nucleic acid binding; ATP binding. The coding region runs from base 66 to 2432 and encodes 788 amino acids.